Molecule: messenger RNA, 558 nt
Organism: Agrilus planipennis (emerald ash borer)
Lineage: Eukaryota; Metazoa; Arthropoda; Insecta; Coleoptera; Buprestidae
Product: circadian locomoter output cycles protein kaput-like
Exons: 4
Biological process (GO): regulation of transcription by RNA polymerase II; circadian regulation of gene expression
Cellular component (GO): CLOCK-BMAL transcription complex
Molecular function (GO): RNA polymerase II cis-regulatory region sequence-specific DNA binding; DNA-binding transcription factor activity, RNA polymerase II-specific; protein dimerization activity
Source: RefSeq, a predicted model, not a curated record
CUCUCUCACGAUAUUGCGUUGGCGUGUCAUGAAAGAUAUAGCACUAGUCUAAAGCAUAUGCCAUCUUCCUCACAUUUCGAGCCAAGAAAUUAUUACAGCGACAUACGGCUAAGGCACGUCCAUUAAUAUAUGUCUAUGGUAAUAACCAUAUUUAUCGUGGUAUUCAGUGGUAUUAUUAAAAAUGCGUUAUAAUAAGGUUAUAAAAAUAACUGGAAUGUAAUAGUUCACGAAUAGUACAUAGUACGAGCAGUAAUAAAGAAAAUUGAUAACAAUCAAGUAACAAUGCAAUCCACAAAUUCUACCGUUAAUUAAAAAUUUUUAGGGGAAAAAUGCUAGUGGUGAGAAGUAUAGAGUUGCUGGUCAUCUUAAAUCUUCACAUUUUUGGUGUCAUUUUAUCUGGGAUGUACUACUACAUUAUCAAAUACAUUAACAGAGACACCAUGGAUGAAGAUUCAGACGACAAAGACACCAAGAGAAAAUCGAGGAAUUUAAGUGAGAAAAAACGUAGGGACCAAUUUAACCUCUUGGUGAAUGAAUUGAGCUCAAUGGUGGCGACAG